UUCGUAUAAUAAAUACGUUUAAAAUCAUCAAAUGUCACUAUUUCCUGCGUAUACCAAUGUUGUGCAAGAUCUAAGAAACGAUGAAGGGCCAGAAGAUACUCCGACCACCUCGUCUACAUGGUUGGCCAACAGCAGUUUUCCUUUAGAAAACGAUGAUAUAAAAAAUUUGGAAAAUGUUGAUAUAAUUGAAUCAAGUACUUCAUCUAGCGAAAAUGAAGUUGAACUCUCGCAAUCAUCGCAUCAAAAAAAGAAAAAGCAUAAAAGGAGUAAGAAGAGAAGAAAACUCGAGCAUGAUUGUGAAAUUAAAUUAAUAGCCCCAGUGUUGGAAUUUAGUGGCAAUGAGGAGUACUACAUAGAUAAAUCUAAGACGAAACAAUUCCUUUCUAUACGUACUUUGCAUAAACCCGCAUGUCCUCGGUACAGGCAUUCAUUUGGCCACAUUUUGGGAGCUAGAUUUUGGCACAAUUCAAAUGCCAACAAAAAGUCUAGUAAACGCUAUUUUCUAGCAAAGGUAAAAGCUUCCAGUGAUCAAAAUUAUAGUUCAGUUUUACCUCUAGACGAAAAUGAAUAUAAUGCACGAAUGGGUCAAUUGAAUCGAAAAACAUUGGAGGCCUCUUGCGAUGUGCAAGUCUGGCUCGACUUAUUGUCAUUGCAGGAUCAAAAUCCAUACAAAUGGUCACGACUUUUGCUAGCUGAGAGAAAAUUGGACAUUAUAAAUCGUGCAUUAGCUCGCUUUCAAUGCAAUGAGCAAUUAUAUGAACAAUACAUUGAUAUUAUUAACGUCACCUAUCCUUCCUUUGAAGUGACAAAAAUGUUGGAUCGCUUGUUGCAAAAAGACCUUUAUAGCUACACAUUAUGGACGGCGCAGAUAAUGACAACCCAAGGUUCGAUGGCAAGAUGUAUCGUGCCGGACGUACUUCGUAUCUACGAGCGUUGCAUGUCUAAAAUGCAUCACGCCAAGCAAAUGAGCACACAAUCCUUGGCAUUAGAGAACCGUGAUUCAGAUAAUGUAAUGCUGCGUUUAUUCAAUAAUUGCGCACUUUUCCUUCGGCAAGCGGGGUUGUAUGAGCAAUUCAUUGCAUUGUUAAAGCUUGCUCUUGAACUAAAUGUUUCAACAGAUCAUUUUAAAGCAUUUGCUCCCUUGGAAACUGACCAAAACACACUAAUUGAAUUCGAAGAACUUGUUUUGCAAUCAGGGUUACCUAUGAACGAGAUAUGGCUUCGUGUCGAAAAACUGAGGCAAGGUUUUAAUUUUUUGCCUUUCCCAGAUAAGAUUAAAUGCAAUGAUCCACAACGUAUCGUGUUCAACGAAGAUAUUUGCCACUAUAUCUAUCCGUUAAAUUCGCGAGACAAUGCUUUCUACCUGAUACUGCUAAUUUUACGGUUACUUAAAGUACCCUUUAUUCAGUGUGAAGGAAUGGCAGAAAGGUUUAGCGCACAUCUGGAACAAAUCGGAGAGUCCGAUGCAAUUGAAGAUACAUUAACAGUUUGUAUUCAACGGAAUUUCGCAAUUUCACAGGAGCUACAAAGAGAAUUUCAAAAAGGAAUUUACACACUAGCUAAGGAAAUGGCUGUAAGUCCUACAUUUUUAAGUAGCACCAUCGGCCAUGACAUCUACAUUCGUUGCAUCAGUAAUUUCCUACUCGAAUGUGCUGCAACCUAUUCAAAUAUUGAUAAACGAAAGCGCGAUCUCUUUAUUGUACUCUGGUGCCGUUUUGAGCGAUUACUGUUGAUUCUCGAACGAUGUGGUUCCAAAAUGAAUAGUGAAUAUAUAAAAGAGGGGCGAAAGCGCUUUAAAAAUCUACUUAAGCAGUCACCUAAUCGCAACGUUUUGCUUUUAUAUACUGAAUUUGCCAUUUACGAAUUUGAAUCUUUAGAUCAAUCUAAAAAUAUGGACUCAGUAACGCACAUAUUUGAAAACCUAAUUGCCUCACAUUCCGCAGACGAAACACAAGCAUCAGAUUUAUGUUACACCUACGUUACAUUCGCGGAAAUGCUUAUCGGGAAUGGGAGGCAAAGCAACGCAUUGCAAAUACUGAUAUCUUAUGCUUUAGGUAGCAAGAGCCAAAAUGAUGAAUCAAUUGGAUCUGGAAAAAAGCUUGCAGCACUACAAAAGAUCACGGAAAAGUUAGAGCAAUACAUUGCAAUCGAAAAAAACGUUGAAGUCAUGGUACUGGAGCAGUAUUUAUUGCCUGAUUAUACUGUAUCGUUGUUGAAGGUGCGCGUGCUAAUCCAAUGCCUUAUUGGACAAAAAUUGGAUGCAAUAAAAUAUAUGAAUAAACUACUAAAUAUAUUUCGUGGUAUCAAUGAUAGGCAUAGGUUUCUACGUGAACAAAUUCUGGAGCUAUACGUGGCUGCACUGCAAAUAACUUGCCCAAAUUGUGUUGUGCCAAACGCAUUAGUGCGUGACAAAGUUUUUGCUGCUCUCGCUGAGUUUCCUCGGAACCUAUUUCUCCUGCAACAUUGUGGCAUGUUGAGCUCACAGCCUUGGUUUCGAAUAAGAACUGCUUUUCUUCGUGCCAAACCGACGAUAUUGUCAGUGACAUUUUUAAUUGUUUUAGCGCGUUAUCGGUUCCUUAAGAUGAACACCGAUGAGUUAUUUGCAAAUGAUGGUAUAUAUGUUAUUGAAUGGGAUAAGCGAUGUAAUGAAUUAAUCAUACGUAAUCGUAUUCUGCACGUUUUUCAAACAUUGUCAAAUGAUAACCUGACUCAAUCAAAAACGAGAAGGACAUUGCUAAGGAAUGCUCUCUUUUGGCGAUUAUAUAUCCGAUUUUUAUCUGACCAGUGCACUGAUUUUGAGACGAGCAAAAGGUGUCUUUUGACUGCUUUAGAUGAAUGCCCGUGGAGUAAAGCGCUAUACCUGGAUGGUGCGACAUAUGUGCCACAAGAGUUGACUCAUUUGCAGGACCUAAUUAUUGAAAAGCAGCUGCGGAUAUACGCACUGCCCGAAGAGCUUGAGAUUCUACGUGGAACUUGAACGAUUGAUUACUCUAGCAGCCAACGCUCAAACAUACCUUUAGUACUGAUAUUCAUAACAGUCACUAAAUAAUAAUAAUAAAUACAUACAUACAUAUAGUUUAUGUAAAUACAUUUAUGCCUGUUAUUUUAUUUAUGCAAUUUGCAUAUUUACUGCA
Rhagoletis zephyria (snowberry fruit fly) is the source of this 3134-nucleotide messenger RNA. RefSeq names its product protein NRDE2 homolog. Gene Ontology annotation, biological process: negative regulation of RNA catabolic process; regulatory ncRNA-mediated heterochromatin formation. The record is from RefSeq and is a predicted model, not a curated record. Lineage: Eukaryota; Metazoa; Arthropoda; Insecta; Diptera; Tephritidae. Gene Ontology annotation, cellular component: catalytic step 2 spliceosome.